Gongylonema pulchrum is the source of this 495-nucleotide messenger RNA. The record is from the annotation of a GenBank genome assembly. Lineage: Eukaryota; Metazoa; Nematoda; Chromadorea; Rhabditida; Gongylonematidae.
AUGUUAGAGGAGCAGAUUCGUCAGGGAUUCAGUCCACUGUUAGCCGUACUCACGUCGGAUGCUGUUGAGCGUAUCGCUGCGAAGAAUAACCUAAGCUUCACCGAUCUUCUGUUACCCUUCGCCACGGUUAAUUGCACCAUAAAGGAUCCAUCCGGAUCAUCCGUCACUUCGCGUAUAUUCUUUGAUUUUCGAGAUCUUCGACGAGACGGGUUUCUUCUCAGCUUGACGGUUCUGCCAUCCGUUUUACAUGAAGCUGUUUCCUCAGUUGCUUCCACAUCGGAUUCGGAGCCCGAACUUGCUUCAUCAACUUUCAGUGAAGCACUGCUGAAAUGGUCUGAGCCAGCGGAGCAUGAAUUUUUGCGAACAUAUAUUGGCUGCUUGUUCGUUGUUUCCAGUGAUGAUGAUGAUCCCGAGCAACAACUGGCCAAACUCAUCGCUUUGCAACAUGAACAGCAGGUAAACUUGAAUAUUUUGUACAAUAACGAUUAUGGUUGA